Messenger RNA from Cyprinodon variegatus (sheepshead minnow), 993 nucleotides. RefSeq names its product globoside alpha-1,3-N-acetylgalactosaminyltransferase 1-like. The record is from RefSeq and is a predicted model, not a curated record. Gene Ontology annotation, cellular component: Golgi apparatus; membrane; vesicle. Gene Ontology annotation, molecular function: hexosyltransferase activity. Lineage: Eukaryota; Metazoa; Chordata; Actinopteri; Cyprinodontiformes; Cyprinodontidae. The coding region runs from base 1 to 924 and encodes 307 amino acids. The transcript is spliced from 8 exons. Gene Ontology annotation, biological process: carbohydrate metabolic process.
AUGAGGAUAUUUUUGGGCGAAAACUUCCUCGUGAGUUCCGACCUGCACCUGGUGGCAGCAGAGGGGUUAAAGUACCAACAGCCAAGCAUCACACAGGGCAGUCGGACUGACGUUGUGUCGGUGACACCCUGGUUGGCUCCGAUCGUCUGGGAGGGAACGUUCAACCCAACUCUCCUGGACGCCGUCUACUACAAGAAGAACAUCAGCAUCGCUGCCACUGUGUUCGCUGUUGGGAAGUACGUCAUGUUUCUGAGGAACUUCCUGGAGACGCUAGAUCAGCACUUCUUCGCGGGUUUCAGAGUGCAUGUAUACGUCUUCACCGACCAGCCGAAGGAGGUGCCAAAAGUGAAAAUGGCUGCCGGCAGAGAGCUGAUUGUGCAACCGGUACCAAGUUCCAAUCGCUGGCAAGAAAUCUCCGCCCGCCGGAUGGAAAUCAUCCAGAAGCUAAUCGAGGAGAAAAUCCAAAACAAAGUGGAUUACAUCUUCUGUCUGGAUGUGGACUCUAAGUUUCACGAUCGCUGGGGGACUGAAUCACUGGGUGGACUGGUGGCUGUGAUCCAUCCAGGUUACUACAAGAACGACCGCAGUAAGUUCCCGUAUGAGCGGCGGACCUCCUCCAGAGCCUAUGUAGCGCCUGAUGAGGGUGACUUCUACUACUGUGGGGGGGCAUUCGGAGGCCUAAUACCGGAAGUUCUCCAGCUCGCCAAGACCUGUCGGAAGAACUUUGAAGAUGACGCCAAGGAGGGCAUUGAGGCUGCCUGGCAGGAAGAGAGUCACUUGAACAGGUACAUGUGGAUAAACAAGCCAAGUAAGGUUCUGUCACCUGAAUACCUGUGGCAGGACUUCAAACAAAGAGAAGCGGAAAUACGGACCAUCAGGUUCUCUGGGGUUGUAAAGAACUAUAACGACAUACGACCCAACUGAGUCCCUCAACUUAGUCACUGUCACUGGACCUAACUGCACUUUAACUAGACCAAGCAGGUCCGGACCGGC